This is a messenger RNA of Hippocampus zosterae (dwarf seahorse), 3992 nucleotides long. It is a transcript of the gene zic4, whose product is annotated as zic family member 4. The coding region runs from base 1099 to 2697 and encodes 532 amino acids. The transcript has 2 exons. Gene Ontology annotation, cellular component: nucleus. Gene Ontology annotation, molecular function: DNA-binding transcription factor activity, RNA polymerase II-specific; RNA polymerase II cis-regulatory region sequence-specific DNA binding. NCBI's taxonomy places the organism in Eukaryota, Metazoa, Chordata, Actinopteri, Syngnathiformes, Syngnathidae. Gene Ontology annotation, biological process: regulation of transcription by RNA polymerase II; central nervous system development. The record is from RefSeq and is a predicted model, not a curated record.
AGCUUUAUAAGAGCACAUGACUGAAUGCGUAUUUCGAGCCUCUUGCAUAUCCUUGCAAAUUCCCGGCAAGAAAAACUCACUUUUUACCCUUUGCUGCGUUCUCGCGUGCUCAAAAGCGCCUCGUUUCGCUUCUUUCCAACGUAGAACGUGGCGAACAAGCUCGGCUUUUCCAUCGGCUUACUUCUUUCGUACUCGCACUCCGUUUUUCUUUUGGAGCGUUCCUCCCCCCCACCCUCAUGUACGCAUGCAUGCAAGAGCGGCAGCCCGCACGGGCAGGCGCCACCUCUUCUGGCAACCAUCUGCUGCUUGCAGUCGCUUCGCCUCCGACGCCGACAAAGCCAACGAGCCCGGAUUGUGACAACAGGUCCUCGACGACAUUUUUGUUUGAUUUCAUUUUUGGACGACGACGACGAGAGGGAGGCGGCGUGGUGAUUAUGAAAUCUGCGCCAAACGAGCGGAACCACACACACACAAAAAAACGGGAGGGCGUCAUGCAAGCUUUGCUGGCUUUUAUGAUUUUUGGAUCGUCCUCCUCCCCUUGGCAACUGUUUUGAAAAAAAUGAAGAUGGCACACGAGCUGGACCAAAUGCGCCCUGACCAAGAUUUCUUUUUAAUCCCGUGAAAUAAAGUUGUGGAACCUCCGAAUACAAAAGCGAAUUCGUCAUGUAUCCGGAUUACACUCCCCUCCUUCUUUUUUAAUGAUACAAUAACGCUUUGCAUAACUUUUUUUCCCCCCUCCGCGAUGUGGCUUGAGGGCAGCGCGCAUGCGCAACCCCUCCAAUCGCUCCUCGCCAUUUUUCUUCUGGUUGGAAAAGUGUCACCGGUGACGUCAAUCAGCCGCCUCUGACCAAUUAGAGCGCGGCGCGAUUGUUGGGCUCGGCGGGCUGCGAGCGCCCACCGCGAGCCGCUAUUCUCCAUCAAAUGCGUCCUGCUGCCCAGCGAAUGUAGCCCCGCCGCUAGGCGCAACUUUAGAAAGUUUUUUUUUCUGAGUUGCGAUUAAAACCUAUUUAUCAUCAUUAUUGUUUUGCCCGCUGUCAAGUGCAAAAAUAAAGACCCCCCCCCCAAAAAAAAAAAUCCCAAAAAAUAAAAAGGGCAGUAAUGAGCGCCGAUGCGCUGGGAAGCCCCGCGAUGGACCCUGCCUUCUCCAAACGGAACGCGGUGCUGAGAUUAGUUGGCUUGGCGGGGGCUCAGCACCAUCAUCAUCGCCAUCAUCAUCAUCAUCCCCGCCACCCCGUCCCCCCGAGCGUGACGGGCUUCCUGGGGCUCGACAGCCAUCCGCGCUCAAUGGCUCACGCGCACCCCGGGGAGAUGAGUGCGGAACCCCGCCUGGGGCCGAGUCCAUUCGGGCCAGAACACAUGGGGCACUCGGCGGCCCUCAAAAUCAGCCCAGCCCAUCAUUAUCACCGGCAGCAGCAGCCUCGGCACAAUCAUCUCAUGGCAGGCCACAGUCAAGUGGUCUCGAGUCAAACGGGAGCUUUCGGGGCGACGCCGGUGCCCUACUCGGGUAUGACGCACCCGGCCCAAGCUCUUACCGCAGGUAGGGACUUUUUCCGCGCCGCGCCGGCUCCGGCUGACCCGCGGCAUCACCGGCGCGCCGCCGCUGCCGCCGCCGCUUCUCACGCCGGAACGUGUCUCUCGACAACAGGUAGCUACCCGGCGCACUACGGCCACGACGCCGGCAGCCACGCGCUUUUCUCCGGGCUGCACCAAGAGCAGCCUCCGGGCGGCCAACUGCGCUUGGGACUACCGGGGGACGUUUACGUGCGCUCGGAGCACUUAGCGGCGGGCACCCGAGCCGACGCCUUCUACGGAGGGCUCAACCUCAACCUGGGCGCUCACCAUCCGCAUCCGCAUGCGCACCCGCUCCCGCACCAGCAGCAUCCGCCCCGCGGAAGCGGCGCCUUCUUCCGCUACAUGCGGCAGCCCAUCAAGCAAGAGCUGAUUUGCAAGUGGCUGGAACCGGCGGAGAAGCGCUGCGCGCGGACCUACGGCACCAUGCACGAGCUGGUCACGCACGUGACCGUGGAGCACGUCGGCGGCCCCGAGCAGGCCAACCACAUCUGCUUCUGGGAAGCGUGUCCGCGCGAGGGCAAGCCCUUCAAAGCCAAAUACAAGCUGGUCAACCACAUCCGCGUGCACACGGGCGAAAAGCCCUUCCCGUGCCCCUUCCCCGGCUGCGGCAAAGUCUUUGCGCGCUCGGAAAACCUCAAAAUCCACAAAAGGACGCACACAGGUGAGAAGCCGUUCAAGUGCGAGUUCGCCGGCUGCGACCGGCGCUUCGCCAACAGCAGCGACCGCAAGAAGCACUCGCACGUGCACACGUCCGACAAGCCGUACAACUGCAAAGUGCGCGGCUGCGACAAGUCCUACACGCACCCGAGUUCGCUGCGCAAACACAUGAAGGUGCACUGCAAGUCCCCGCCGCCUCCCAGCUCCGGCUACGAGUCGUCCACCCCGUCCCUGGUGUCCCCCUCAUCGGACCCGGGCCGGGAGCCGCCGCCGCCGCCGCCGCCGCCGCCGCCCCCCGGAGGGGGCCCGACCCCCGCCCUCUCGUCACACCCGGCCAACCUGAGCGAGUGGUACGUGUGUCACAGCUCCGGGGCCAGCGGGGCCCACAGUGGGCCCUCCACGCCGGACUCGGCCACUGAGGACGACGGACCCCCGUACAGGGAACGAGACACGAGGGACAAUUUAUAGACUCACCGCCCCCCCCCGACCCUUCUCCAAAAAGGGAGCACAAAAAAACUUGUUUUUAUGGACCGAAUCGUGUUCCAAUCAUCUGUGGACUUUGUGGUGCAUUCAUGUAGUGCAGGGGUGGGCAAACUGUUGUGCUCCUGGCCCACGGUGGAUUGCUUUUGCUAUUUUUUUCCCCCCACUGACACAUGGGACACAUUAUUGGCAGAUGAGGUUUAAAAAAAGGAGGAAAAUUUUCCUCUCUCUCUCUCUCUGUGUAUAUAUAUUUAUAUAUAUAUAUCUCCAUCCACAUAGAGAGAGAGCGAGUAAGUCAUGGUAAAGUACUGUACAAGGUUUUUUUGUACAAGUAUUUCCAAAAAGCCCAUCUUGACUAUUUUGAACACUUUUUAAAGUGGCAACGUGGCCAUUGUCAUUUGGAAAUAGUUGGGGCCGAGUCAAGUCAUUUGUCAUUUUCUACGUCCGAUUUGGUUGAAAAAAAGAUAUAUUUUUUAAAUAUAGGCUCUAUUUUUUUACAACGGCCAUCUUUCGUAUAUUUCUCGAAACAAACACUUUUUGACAUGGCCCGUCUGUCUGUUUACAAAAAAAAAACUUGGUCGUUCACGUAAUUCACUUUUCAGAACUUCAUUUUGAUUUAUUUAACAAUAUUUAAAUGAAUGGGAAUGCGUAUCAUUCUUUAGAUUGCGAAGAUUGAAUUGUAUCGUUUAGGGUAAUUCGUUCAAGAAACGAUUGAAUGGCAAAUGAAUAAACAUUGACGAAUCAUUUACAAAUACGAUGUCCUGAAGCCAUUUUAUUGAUUGACUUUUUUGCUACAACAACAAAAAGUUUGCCAUCCUUUGCCCACCCCGACGUAGACUUUUUUGGGGGCAUGCUUUCUGUGCAAUGCGUUCUUUUUUUGAAUUGUAAAUCUAUUUUUCUUAAUUUAUUUUUCAAUCUGGUUUUGCAUUCAAGAACCAAAGUGCACGUUUGUGAAACUCCUUGAGGCCAAAAUGUACAUUUUGUACAAAUUAUUUUGAAAUGUUGUCAAUGUUCGUUUUUUUUUUGGACGCAGGACGUUUUUUUUGUUGUUGUUGACGCGUCCCGCUUUUUAUGCAGCAGCGCAUCCAACUUUUGGCUUUUGAAAUACCGAGCGUGAAAUUGUAAACGUUGGAACACGUUUUUGUGGCUUUUGUACCAGGGCAGGGUUUUUUUCCUUUUUUUUUGUUCUUCCCCAGCUUCGAGCAGCGCUCACAAGUCGCGUACCGAACUGCCUUGUCUUUUGUGGCUAUUUUCAACAAAUCUUGACGAAUUCAUGUAAAGUU